AUGCCAACUUCCCCGGAAGAUAACGCUUGCGACUCACCGUACUCUUCGGUAUCGGAUGACUUUACGAUGAACAAUUUAUAUUUUUCUUCUACAAACGACAUAUCUCAAGAUAACCCACCAACUUUAUUGGAUCCAAAACUAGAGGUCGUUGACUCGAACACACCUUUGUUUUUUAUAACUCUAACUCCACAGCAAACACCUACUCGAGAGUUGCAACCCCCGGCUACUCAAAACGAUCCGCAAGUUUCUCAUUUUCACCAAACAGUCUUCAAUUCUACGUCAUUGGGUGAUAUGCAUCAACAAUCUAUAAAUAAUUUUAUGUCGCCCUCGUUUUCCCAAGGAAUACCGAAUUUUGCUCCAAAUGGAAUAAAUUAUCUCGAAUAUAUUAAUGGAACGGAUAACAACAUAGAACAAAAUAUUUCAUCAACGCAAGCAGAUCGACAAUGCCAGGUGCAGGAUAUCAGUGAUAAAGGGCUUCAAAUACGUGUUCUCGGAGUUCCACAGACUGGUGCAAAGUCUCGUGUAGAAACACAAAUAAAAUU
Dentiscutata heterogama is the source of this 542-nucleotide messenger RNA. The record is from the annotation of a GenBank genome assembly. Lineage: Eukaryota; Fungi; Glomeromycota; Glomeromycetes; Diversisporales; Gigasporaceae.